Molecule: messenger RNA, 846 nt
Organism: Plutella xylostella (diamondback moth)
Lineage: Eukaryota; Metazoa; Arthropoda; Insecta; Lepidoptera; Plutellidae
Source: RefSeq, a predicted model, not a curated record
AUGACAGUACAACCAGUCCAAGAUCAAGUUUCUACUCCCUCGAGCGUGUUGAAGAAACUUAACGAGUCUGAACUCUCGGAUAUACCAACAUCUAUGGUAAAUCUUGACACGCAGGCUUUUAUCGAAUAUUUUGAUAAAAAAUUCUUCUCACUACGUGAAGAGUGGAAGCAGCAUAUGAAUAGUAUUCUACAGCCGUUACAAAAUGACAUGCAAAAUAUGUCACAGAGACUAGAAAAAUGGGAAACUCGACUCGAACUUCUAGAAAGGAAGGUUGAUGGACUAAAUGAUCUUCAAACUGAGGAUGAAAAGCUGAAAAAGGAUCUCAUUCAAAUGGAGCGGAACUUUGAAGUUCUAGACCAAAGUAGCAGACAAUUUAAUAUAGAAAUCCAAAACAUUCCCGAAAACAAAGGUGAGGACCUAAUUGGCAUGACACGGAACAUCGGCAGCCUUGUUGGAGUGGACGUGCCCCUGGACAGUAUCCGGAGCGCCCACCGCGUGGCGCCUGCCGUGCAGCGCGGCGGCGGCGGCGGCGGCGGCGCCCGGCCCAGGAACGUGGUGGUGCAGCUGGCCACGCGCCGCCUGCGGGACGCGCUGCUGGCGGCCGCGCGCGCGCGCCGGGACCUCUCCACGGAGCAACUGGCUCUACCGACACCAGCACGACGGUUCUUUGUCAAUGAACACUUAACCUUUAGAAACAAAGUGCUCUACUCGAAGGCUCGUGCCGAACAAAAGUCUAAAGACUAUAAGCACGUAUGGGUUAAAAACAAUGUAGUACAGAUGCGAAAGACAGAUACGAGUAAAAUUAUUAAAAUUCGCUGUGAAAAUGAUUUAAUUAACCUUGUCUGA